Molecule: messenger RNA, 1005 nt
Organism: Mastomys coucha (southern multimammate mouse)
Lineage: Eukaryota; Metazoa; Chordata; Mammalia; Rodentia; Muridae
Gene: Atp5mc2
Product: ATP synthase membrane subunit c locus 2
Exons: 6
Coding region: 433-855 (140 amino acids)
Biological process (GO): proton motive force-driven ATP synthesis; proton transmembrane transport
Molecular function (GO): proton transmembrane transporter activity
Source: RefSeq, a predicted model, not a curated record
GCAGUACCCCUUGCGAGGACCCGUGGCUGCCCUGACCUUGCUUGCUCCCACCCAGGUCCCCGAACCCUCGCGGCUGCCGGCAUCCCCGCGCGGAGAGCUGCCCUUUCCUAGUGUCGAUGACCUCUAACCGCGCGGGCCUGGCGCCAUCUUGGGUGUCUCCCGGGGGUUGGGGGCUUUGCAGCCGGCGAAAGGCAAUACUGGCGCUCCCCAGUGCCAGGAUAACAUGCACGUACCACCACGCCUAACUUCAGACCUCCCUUGAUUCACGCACGUGUAUGGAAGCAUGCAUGCAUGCUGAGAAGUUAAUGUAGAGGGCAUCUCCAUGCCACCUUCACUUUUUGAGAUAGGAUGUCUUACUGACCUGAAGCUCAUCAACUUUGAUUGCAAGCCAAUCAGCUUCAGCUCUCCUGCCUUGGCCCCUCACCCCUGAAAAUGUAUGCCUGCUCCAAGUUUGUCUCUACCCGCUCCCUGAUCAGGACCUCUCAGCUGCUGAGUCGUCCGCUGUCUGCAGUGGAGUUGAAGCGACCACAGAUGCCAACAGAUGAGAGCCUCAGCAGCUUGGCGGUCUGGCGGCCCCUGACCUCACUUAUCCCUAGCCGCAGCUUCCAAACCAGUACCAUUUCAAGGGACAUAGACACAGCUGCCAAGUUCAUUGGAGCUGGAGCUGCGACAGUUGGGGUGGCUGGCUCUGGGGCAGGGAUUGGGACUGUUUUUGGGAGUCUCAUCAUUGGCUAUGCCAGGAACCCUUCUCUGAAGCAACAGCUCUUCUCCUACGCUAUUCUGGGCUUUGCCCUCUCAGAGGCCAUGGGGCUCUUUUGCCUAAUGGUGGCCUUUCUCAUCCUCUUCGCCAUGUGAAGCAGCUGUCUCCACUUCCACCUCCCAUGGCUCUUUCGUGUCUCGUCUGCCCUGUAUGUUCCUUUUCCUGUACCUCCCCAAGAAGCCUGGGGAAAGUGCUUGGCUCAGGGUUUGACAGAGAGAAGACAAAUAAAUACUGUAUUAAUAAGA